GAGGCCGAGCCAUAAAAUGAAUUCCGACUCCAGCCCGAGCAGCAGAGCCUCAUCCCCGGACAUGGAUGCCAUGUUCCUCCGAGAGCACCUCCCCAGCCACCACUUCCACCACCUGCACCCGCACUUCAACCACCUGCACCAGCAGCAGCACCCGGUCUCCUCGUCCACGCAGGCCGGCAAGAUGUCCGAGUCCAAAUCGGCCUCGUCCUCGUCGUCGGUGGAGAGCAGCAGCGGCGGCGGCGGCGGCGGCGGCGGCGGCAACAACAAGUUCAAGCUGAAGAAGCAGGUGACCGAGGAGGAGAUGUACCAGCUGCGGCUCAAGAUCAACGGCCGCGAGCGCAAACGCAUGCACGACCUCAACCUGGCCAUGGACGGCCUGCGCGAAGUCAUGCCCUACGCGCACGGGCCCUCCGUGCGCAAGCUGUCCAAGAUCGCCACGCUGCUGCUGGCCCGGAACUACAUCCUCAUGCUCAACAGCUCGCUGGACGAGAUGAAGCGGCUGGUGGGGGAGAUCUACGGCGGCCAGCACUCGGCCUUCCACUGCGGCGGCCCCGCGACGCACCCGGGGGCCGCGGCGGCGGCGGCGGCGGCGGCGGCCGCGGCGGCGGCGGCGCACCAGGUGCACCCGCUCCUCUCGUCGUCGGCCACCUCCACCACGUCGUCCGCCCUCCCGGCGCUCGCCUCCAUCCGGGGCCCGCACGCCUUGCUCAAGGGCUCGCCGCCGGCCCCCGCCCUGCAGCUGGGCUCGGGCUUCCAGCACUGGGCCGGCUUGCCCUGUCCCUGCGCCAUCUGCCAGGUGCCGCCCCCCGGUCCCGCAGCCGCCCCCGCCGCCGCCGCCACUCCUCCUCCGCCACCGCCGCCGCCGCCGCCGCCCCACAUCCCCAUCACCUCCUCCGGCCUGACGAGACUGACGGGCGAGGCCAAGGACGCCAUGAAAUGAUCAUUCCCGAGGACUUGCCGGGAUCGCUGCAUGUUGCUGUCUGUUUUCUUGUUGGGGCCAUCGAAGAAAAUGUGUCUGUUAUUUCCCUCCUUGUACCAAGGACUCGUGCUGUGACUUAAGACCGAUGCGUUGAAACUCCAAGGUAAAACAAAACAACAAAUGUCGCUGUGCAUGAACAUUUUUUGCUUCUCUUUAUUUUGUGAAAAUGAAGAUCGCUCUUUGUGCCUUGUACCAAGGACUUUA
Molecule: messenger RNA, 1183 nt
Organism: Hippocampus zosterae (dwarf seahorse)
Lineage: Eukaryota; Metazoa; Chordata; Actinopteri; Syngnathiformes; Syngnathidae
Gene: olig3
Product: oligodendrocyte transcription factor 3
Exons: 1
Coding region: 17-940 (307 amino acids)
Molecular function (GO): protein dimerization activity
Source: RefSeq, a predicted model, not a curated record